Endocarpon pusillum Z07020 is the source of this 1116-nucleotide messenger RNA. RefSeq names its product Autophagy-related protein 3. NCBI's taxonomy places the organism in Eukaryota, Fungi, Ascomycota, Eurotiomycetes, Verrucariales, Verrucariaceae. The record is from RefSeq and is a predicted model, not a curated record. Gene Ontology annotation, biological process: autophagosome assembly; nucleophagy; autophagy of mitochondrion. Gene Ontology annotation, molecular function: Atg8-family ligase activity. The transcript has 2 exons. Bases 1 to 1116 code for a protein of 371 amino acids. Gene Ontology annotation, cellular component: cytosol; cytoplasmic ubiquitin ligase complex.
AUGAACAUCCUUCAAUCCACCCUCUCUAGCAUUCGCGAUCACUAUUCCUUCGUCUCUAACACCUCAAACUUCCGAUCAACUGGGCAGAUCUCGCCCGAAGAAUUUGUCCUCGCAGGGGACUAUCUAGUCUACAAAUUCCCCACCUGGUCCUGGGCGGACGCAUCGCCCGAGUCCAAGCGCGUCAGCUACCUCCCGCCCGGGAAGCAAUAUUUAGUCACCCGAGGCGUCCCCUGCCAUAGACGGCUAGACGAAAACUUCGCCGGAGAAGCCGGCGUUGCGGAUGAUCUUGUGCAAGAUGGCUUUCUAGGUGUUGAUGAUAGGGAGGGUGGCGGCGGCGGGGAUGGCGAGGAUGAUGGCUGGCUUCGGACUGGAGGCAGCUCGGAGAAGGAACAGGCUGCCAAUAUCAGGGAAGUGCACACGAUGUCCGAGUCGGGUAAUAUAGGCGAGGAACCGGAUGAUGAGGACGAGAUACCGGAUAUGGAAGACGACGAUGACGAUAACGAGGCUAUCAUUCGAGAUCCCAAGGCUGGCGGCACGAGAGCGCCAUUACGAACCUACAACCUCUACAUUACAUAUUUUCCUUACUAUCGAACACCACGGUUAUACCUGUCGGGCUACGUGUCCGCUUCGGAACCGCUCCCGCCCCCAGCAAUGAUGGAGGACAUCGCGGGUGACUACAAAGACAAGACGGUCACACUCGAGACGUUUCCCUUCUUCGACGGCGGCAUGAAAAUGGCCAGCGUCCACCCCUGCAAGCAUGCCUCGGUCAUGAAAGUGCUCCUCGACCGGGCCGACGCGGCGCUGAAGCUCCGACUCCAGAAGAUGAAACAGAGGGAGGCAAGCGGCGCGACCGCUGGAAGAAGUGACAUGGUAUCCGGAAUGGAAGGGCUGAUUGAUGAUACGUCGAAGCUCGCCCUGGAGAAGAAAGCACACGCUCAAGGCGUGGCGGCAGCAGGCGGGGCCGCCGGCGAUGAAUGGGAAGUCCUGGAGCAGGAAGAAGGAGAUGUCGACGAGCAGCAGGUCGCCAUCAAGCCGCACCAGUAUCUCGUCAUAUUCUUGAAAUUCAUGGCAUCCGUCACUCCUACCAUUGAGCACGACUUCACGAUGAGUGUUUGA